AUGGGCGACGGGUCUGACUAUCCUAGCCCAAGAAGUGAAGGUCCCAACGGCGCUCUCGCUGCAUCCAUUUUAGCCUCUACCGCCGAGACAUCGCCUCCAAUUCCCAGAAUGAACGAGCCUCAACCCAUGGCCUACACUAUCGAGGGGGCGCGUCCGCGUCUGUCAGUCCGACGCGCCCGCGACCCUCCUAAGAACCCAGAGGGUCAGAUCUUCUGUGAUCACCCUGAGUGCCAAGCGAACCCGCCGACAUUCCGUCGUCCUUGCGAAUGGAACAAACAUAUGGAUAAACAUGAUCGCCCUUACAAGUGCUACGAGCCUAACUGCGACAAGAUUCAGGGAUUCACUUACUCUGGCGGUCUUCUCCGUCAUCAGCGCGAAGUCCACAAGAAGAAUACCGAUACCAAGAAACCACUCAUGUGCCCCUACACCGAUUGCAACCGCAGCACCGGCAAUGGAUUCACGCGCCAAGAGAACCUCCGUGAACAUCUUCGUCGCCGACACAUGCAUAAUGACGAAGCUUUGAUUAGUGACCUGCAAUCCUGGGAUCGCCCCGAUCUUGAAGCUGUUGAGGGCGCUCGCGCACCCUCACUUCCCGCAACUGGUAUGAAGCGCCGCCACUCUCAGAACGGAGAUCUCCCGGAGACCGACGAAAAUGGAACCGAUCUCCACCACGAGGUGAAACGAUUGCGCCGUGAGGUACAAGAGAAGGACCGUCGCCUCGAGGAAUUGGAGCGAAUCGUCGCAGGCCUUCAACAGGCUCUGCCACACCAGUCUCCGCCGGAGCCUGAUCUUCAGGAACUUUCUCAGCCCGCUCCCCAGCCUGCUGCUGCCACGCCCGUCUAA
Penicillium salamii is the source of this 843-nucleotide messenger RNA. The record is from the annotation of a GenBank genome assembly. NCBI's taxonomy places the organism in Eukaryota, Fungi, Ascomycota, Eurotiomycetes, Eurotiales, Aspergillaceae.